Bacillus rossius redtenbacheri is the source of this 8585-nucleotide messenger RNA. It is a transcript of the gene Tsp26A, whose product is annotated as tetraspanin-5. The transcript is spliced from 10 exons. Gene Ontology annotation, cellular component: plasma membrane. NCBI's taxonomy places the organism in Eukaryota, Metazoa, Arthropoda, Insecta, Phasmatodea, Bacillidae. The record is from RefSeq and is a predicted model, not a curated record. The coding region runs from base 366 to 1298 and encodes 310 amino acids.
AACGUAACGAUACGAUAGUAACGAGUACUAAUUGUUAUAGUAACGAAUACAUACGGCCCAUACGGGUACGCUUUUUUUUCGUUACUUUUACACCUCUACUCGAGAGCGAGACGCACUGGAACCUAGCGCCGUGGAGAGCGGAGGAACUGCGGUGAGUGACAGCGCCAGCUGGAGCGGUGGCGGACAUUGAAACUACGUGCUGCCGAACAAGGGACGGUGGCAGGCAACAAUGGAGUAGGCUAGUGCUCUUGCGAUGCCAGAUGGGAGUGAAGUGAGUGUUUGGAUGAUGCCUGGUGGUGUGGCGAAAAUCGUGAACAGCUGAUUGUUAGUUUAGUGCGGUUACGUGUGUCCUAAAUGCAUCGAAAAUGCCAGUGCGAAAGUACAGAAGAGACACCAGUGAGGUUAGCUGCUGCCUGAAGUAUGUCAUAUUUGGAUUUAAUGUCUUGUUUUGGCUGCUGGGGCUCGGCAUCCUGGCGGUGGGAGUCUGGGCCUGGACCGAGAAGGACACCUUCAACAACCUCAGCCGCCUCACCAACGUGGCGCUCGACCCCGCCUUCAUCCUCAUCCUCGUGGGGACAGUGACCUUCGUGAUCGGCUUCACUGGCUGCGUCGGAGCACUGCGAGAAAACACGUGCCUGCUGGCGGGGUACGCCAUCUUCCUCGCCAUCCUGCUGCUGCUGGAGAUGACGGUCGGCCUCCUGGGGUUCAUCUUCAAGGAGUCGAUCAAGAACCAAGCCACCAAAGGAUUCCAGGCGUUCAUAAUCCAUUAUCGGGAGGAUCCGGACCAGCAGAACCUCAUAGACUGGAUUCAGGAAGACUGGCUGCAGUGCUGCGGGAUCGAGGGCCCCAAGGACUGGGACCGCAACAACUACUUCAACUGCUCGUCGCGGGAAGUGGGCAGUCGGGAGGCGUGCGGCGUGCCCUUCUCGUGCUGCAAGCGCAAGCCCAACGAAAUAAUAAAAAACAAGCAGUGUGGCUACGAUGUUAGGAAACCUGGCUAUCCCGGCGAGCGCAACAUCUUCGAGCGGGGCUGCCUGCGGGCGGGCGAGGAGUGGGUGGAGGCCAACCUGGUGCCGGUCGCCGGGGUGGCCGUAGGGGUGGCCGUGCUGCAGCAACAGGACAUCACCAAGAUAAUCUUCGAGAAGGGGUGUGUGCAGGCGGGCGAGGAGUGGAUGGAACGCAAUCUGCUCAUAGUGGCGAGCAUUGCCGUGGCGACCGCCUUCCUCCAGAUCCUGGGCAUCUGCUUCGCCCAGAACCUGCGGGCGGACAUAUUCGCUCAGAAGGCCAAGUGGCAUUGACAAUUGAGGGCCCCCACUGCCGUCUAGUGACGGUCGCGAGCCCGCGGGGGCGGCAGUCCGCCGUCCCCGCGCCGCCAGUGAGGGCCCCCCGUCUCCCGCCCCCGCCCCGCCCCCGGCCCGCCCCCUCAUCACCUCACUUCCCCGGCACCUGCUAUCUGCACACAUCUUACCAAUCAGGAGAAAAAAUAAAAUUAAACCGCAAUAGAUGUUUUACUUAUAAAUUCAAGGUACCAAGAAAUUUAAAUUAUGCAAAAGAUUUUUUUUAGGAAAACUUACUACUCUUUUGUCUCAACUCGGUCUAACAGGCCAUGUUGAAAUUUUUCAUUUUAAACCUCAUCACUCUCAUUUAAGGACUAUUUCUAUAAAUUUUAACAUAAUGUGUGGUUCUGUCAUGCGAUUUUUCUAAUUGCUAUUCACAAAUUUUAAUAUAAUGGGUGUAAAAUAUUGCGCUGUUGUUUUUCAUUUUUAUCACUUAUCCAACGUUUUGUUUUCAUUUAACACUUCGUGAAUAUAUGUUGAAAAUAUUUGUGACUGAACCACAAAUGCAAGGGAAUUGUGUGUAAAUUUAUAGAAACAGUCCUUAAAUAAUAGUAAUGACAAUAAAUGAAAAAAAAAAAUCAACAUAUUGUGCGUAGCCAAGCCUUAAGAUAUUACCAUUGUUCGCAUUGAAAAUAAGCUUAAAUUGUGUUGUGGUGUUUAUUUUACUUUUUUUUUUUGCCAACAUCUAAAUUAUUAAAUACCAGUCAUACAUCACAUGAUUGUAAGUUUACCUGUGGCCUGUUUUUAGGCAAUAAUGACAAGGCUAUGGCAGCAGUUGGAAUGAGUGUACACACAACAGGUUUGUACACACUCUAUUUAAAUUAGUGGUGCACUGGUGUGACGUAACCAAUUGCAAAAAUCGUUGACAGGUUCUUAUUCAGUAUGGUUCAUUAUUUAUUAAAGUAGUUCACAGUUACAUUCACUUUCCAUUGCUUGGUUGAAGCACAAAUUUAUGUUAUGCUGUUAUUCUCUUAUUUACAUUAAAAAAUUUAACAAUGGCAUAUUUGAACUGUUGGUCUUAACUUAACUAUUCACAUAAUAUGAGAGAAUCUAUGAUCGGUAGUGACAUGCUCAUAUGUAUGAAGUUGAAGAAGUUUUAAGUUAUAAUCACAGUAAGUUUAUUAAUCAUAGUUGGUAUCGGCAUCAGUGCAUUGUUAAUUUUAAAUAGAGACUGGAAAAUUUUACAAAGCCUGUCAACCGUCUCUUCUGAUUGUGUGUCUUUUGUAACUGAACUGUAAUUUUUUUUUGUUGAACCUGGAAGUACUAAGAGCCAUUACAUAACAGGAGUAUAAUCUCAUGCGGUCCAUCAUGUUGCAUAGAUGAACCAGCAAAAUCGUGCCUAUUAUUGUCAUUAAACUUGUUAAAUUUUUUUUUUCCCGCCAAGAUUCGGAAUGUUGAUACCUGUUGCAUGUGCAGUGAUGCAGUUUUUUUUUUUUUUAGUAGCUAAUGGGUUCAGUAGGUAACCGUCAUAUGUUUAUUUUUUUCCUGAACCUCACGUGAGUGUCGCGGGAACGCUGCAGAUCGUCACAAGUCCGAGUGAAGACGGAAAAGCUACUCCGCGCAUCUCGGGAAGUGCAGGCGUGCAGACACGCGCGGUGCCGUGUGGGCCAUCGACUGUGCAGGAGUGACUCUAGCGAGCGUCUAGCGCGGUGUGCAGUGGCACGGGGGCGCUGCUGCUAGUGCAUUAGACCUCUGAGAGUGUCCGUGCUAACUCCAGGGAACGGCAGAGGUUCACAACGUGCUCCUCGUUUUUUACAAUCUCCAGUCAAAUGUGAUUCAUGCGAGCGGGUCUUCGCACGGUCGAUCCCGGUGAAGAUGAGCUCCUAGAAGAUUCAUGCGGACCAAUCAUUGGUUUACUGUUUUUUUGUGAUUGGGUUUUGUUUGUCGGUGCGAUGUGUGAAGUUGUCACAGACAAAACGUUAUUGAAAAUGUCUGGGGAAAAAUAAUGGGUGCAGUUGUUUUUGUAACAUCUGUAGAUGUAAAAAAAAAAAAUAUUCCUUUGCUACUCUAUAUUUGUUGUGCCUGUGAAACCAAUGUUAAACCAUAUAAGAUUUUUUUUAUUUUAUUUUUAUCAUGCAGUAUAAAUGCCUUAAAAAUUUGAUCACGGCAGUUUAAAAUCUUUUUAUAAAAUUAUAAUUUUUUAUCUUAAUUACUUUUUUUUGUGUGCCAUAAUUAAAAUUUAUCAUGGAAUAUAAUCGACAGUAAGCUGAAAACUGCUUCAAAAGAAUUAACUACAAAUCUUGAUUGUAUUAUGUGUCAGUCAUGUCUGGUUAAAAUCAAGCUUUUCUGAUCCCAAGUUUUGAUGUGGGUUAUAGUGUUAUAGUAUACUUGAAUUUUAAUAUAAUAUAGAAACCUAACCAUUGUUUUUAUUUUGGUUGGUGCUCAAUAUAAAUCAGCAGAAGCAACCAAUCACACAACACUUUGUUAGGCGGGUUGUCUCCACGACUUGGUCUCACCCUCCGGAUUGGAUCAUUUAGUUUCUUUAUUUGUUCGACAGCUGGGUUCAUCACUGCAGUUGCAUUUAAUUUUUGCUGCCAUAUAUUUACUACUAAUUAUUUGCAUGCUGUCAUGAGUCAUGUAAUGUAUGUAGUAUUCACUUUUUUUUUCUUUUUCUUUCCUUUUCCUUUUCCUUCUGCUACUGGGCGAAUCAAAUGUCUAAUGCUUUGAAGUCUAAUUUUCAUAUUAUUUUUCCUCAAAAUUUAGAACUCAUGAAAACCAUUACGCCCAUUACGGUAAUCCAACAUUGCUGGUGAGACCAUAUGUAAGGACUCAGUUUAGAUUGAUUUUGCAAUGUAAUUUUGUGAUGUAUAUUAUUCUUAUACUGUGUUUGAUAAAGAAUUGUGUGAUUUUUUUGGUGUGAUUUUGAAAUAGGAAAUACCUAUUAGGAAAUGAAGAUUAUUAGUCAUAAGGCUUGUAUAUCUCCAGCUCAAGCGCAGUGCUUAUCUCUUCUUCACUGUCGUCACUCUUCUGGUAUAGAGCGCUGAGCGAGUUGAUAAAAACCACCCAUGUGUUUAGCGGUGGUGUUUCUCUGUAAAAAAUCACGCAUAGGCUCCUUUGUAACAUUGAUUACAUCUACCAUGUAUUGAGCACUUUCAGCGGAAAAUAAUUGGGUAGGAGCUCUGUCUUUAAUCUGAUUUUCUCCUGCUUUAUACAUAGCUACCGCGGUGGGAAACAUCACAUAAAUCGUCAUUAAAAGAGCAAUACCGCUUAUGACUUGAUUUGGUGGAGAAUGCUGAAUGCCCAAAGCAUUGCGUAAAAGAGACAAUACAAUCACAAUUUUAAUGUAAGAGGUUAAGAGCAUAAUGGCAAAAGGCAAAAGCGCAAAAGCCGUGAUUGCUGUUAACUCUUCUAAAAUGGUAGGCGUUGGUGCUAGUUGUUCAAUAGAAUUACUUCCUGUGCAUAUAAACAGUCUCCUAAAAAAAAGACAGGCUAGCAAUAAAAAAGAAAAAAUCAGAAGGCGUUUCUCACAGUUGAGCGUACCCAUUCCACUGAAUGCUGUCCACAAUGAUUGUACGAUAGCCUGGUGCUUUGAAAUCUUUGUGUGCAGCCAAACGUAUUGGCUCAUAAUCUGUACUAAGUAUACACCUGGUACUUGUUUAGUAUCAUCUUAGGAAUAUAUUCAUGAUAAUUUUGAUUGGCACUGCGUAUGUUCCUUAUGGUGUUUAUUGUACCACUUCGACAUUUGAAAUGAAUGUGUUGUAUUAUUUGUUUAAACAGACCAAAAUUUGUGAUAGGUUUUUACAAAUAAUCUUUACUAUUUUCAUAAUUCAUAAAGAACUUUGCCUGGAAAUUGUAAAAGUGUGUUUCCUCAGGGAAAAAACUAACACACAUUACUGUUUGAAAAUAAGUAUUCCUUACUUGCAUAACACUAACUACAAAUCAUAACAGAUAUUUUCUCUACUAUAGAUUUUAAUAAAUUUUAUUUAAUAACGCAAAGUUAAAAAAACUAUGUUGUGUGAGUUCUAGACAGGUGUGUGAAUGUAAUUUUAUUGUUUUUUUUCUAAGUGCUAGACAUCAAAAUUUGUAUAUGGGUGAUUAAAAUUUUUUUUGUAUAAAACAUUUUAGUUACUGUUGCAUUUUUUUUUUAAGAAAUGCAACUUCUUUUUUGUCCUAAUGAGAUGCCAGUCACCAAAGCAGAUGUCUAUUAAAAAAAAAACUAAUGUUGGUUUUUGUUCAUGUCUUGUAACUUUUAUUUUUAUUUUCAAAAGUUCUUUGUUUUUCAGGUCGUUAUGAGCAAGACAUUGAAAGAGAGAAGACAGCCACUGUUAAAACAAGGUCAUAAACGCACAUACUUUUUUUUCUAAGUAUCUACCAUAUAAUUUACUUGCAACAAUUACAUUAUAGUAACCUGUACGAGAUGAGUUACAUGGAAAAUUUUCAGUUCAAGUUAGUUUACAUAACACUUUAACUUCUUCGUGCUAUUAUGGCCUGAAGAAAUCGUUUUGACAGCAAGUCGUUAUUUUCAAAUAAACCAUAGAAGUUUUCUGAAAUGUAACAGCUGUUGUCUCAUUGGCUCAUGCAAGUGGCAUAUUAGCUUUUUUCAUUGAAGUCUAACAGUCAACUCCAUCCCUACCUAUUACUAUUAGUUAUUUAUUAGCAUACAGCAACAUGGUGGUUAAAACUCACCUCCUGUUGACCGUUUUAAUAAGGUAAACAGAGUAGACGACAAACGUUAUCGUUUGGAGGAAAAGUCUCUCCCGCAACUGUUGCUGUUCCGUUGCCGAAAACCUGCCUUCAUGUGGCCAACCAGUGGAAAUUAAAUUUCAUUAUUCUUCCUUAAGGCAUCUAUACUAGAAUUAGGGGCAUGCGAUCUUUUUUUUUUUAAUGAAACAAAGAUGCACUAUGCAAAAAACAGGACACUGAGCAAUGUGGGAAUUCCUUUUACAAUACUGCAGCUGCUCAAGUACAUGCACUGAAGAUGCUAGGUGCCCGUGUGUUUGUUGUGAGGGAUCCGUGGGAUGUUGGGGAGGGCAGGAAACAAGUUGUGGAACACAUGGGCGAUUAUACAACUUGCUUUUAGUUCUAGAUUGCUAGGAGAUUGUUUUUUUCAACCAUUUCUUGGCCAUUAAAUUGUAAACAUCAGUGACAACUUUAUUCCUUAAUAACUAUAUCAUUUUUUUUUCUUCUAAAGUAAACAUUUUCCAAAGUUAUCUUAAUAAUGUUCGCAGACUUUCACAGCCAUUGUCUGAAGCAGCUUGGCUUCUGGGUUGUAGCUGUGUCCUUGGCAAAUAAUUCACUGACGUUUCGGUCGACAUUGCAGUCGCCAUCAUCAGGGAGCUGUUACCUACUGAGGUAACUGCUCCCUGAUGAUGGAGACUGCAGUGUCGACCGAAACUUCGGUGAAUUAUUCGUCAAGGACACGGCUACAACCCAGAAGCCAAGCUACCUUAUCUUAUACUUGCUGCUACUAGUAUGUCAUACCUACAGUUUGUUGGCGUUUCCUAAUCCCGGCCGGGAAGGACAAUGCAAACAGUGUUUAUCCUCGCCAACUCUAUAACCUUGGAGACAUUUUGCUGCUUUGUGAUUGGCUCCAGUUAGGUUUAUCUUAUUGUUUGAGUGUGUGUGUGUGAACUACUGUGAUUACCAGUUACGUUUAAUAAUUUGUUCAUUAAGGUUGUACGGAUUUCCCCUUGAACUGUGGAAAAGGUGACUUCCGAGUUUGUGGUUUACCAUUGAAGCUUUGCUGCGGCAUUUAGGAACCAUUACAAUACUCAAGUGUGCUAAUUUAGUGUUAGAAUAGUAAAAUAUUCAUUGCAUAUUUUUAUAACAUUCAAUGCUAGUAUUUGUAGCAAUAACAUACUUAUUAUGCAUGUGGUUUGUUGUAGUUGCACUAUAUUAUUUUAUGUUUAAGUCAUUAUGUACUUUAGAAUUUUUUGUAAAAUUCUGUAUUUUAUUUCAACUCUGAUGGGCAAUAGCAAUUGUAUCUGUCCCCGAAGAUGUUAAUUACUGUUGUUUUGCCUUUCCAUCUACAAAUCCUGUUUAUUUUUGUGAUAAAGAUGAGUACAGUACAGUAGCGUCAAGUCGCACUUUGUGUUUUACCUCGUGCCGAAUGUGAAAUAAGUUACCUGAAGGUACAAAGUGUUUCAAGUAAAGUUUUGUUUGUGUUGCAAGAUGAAGUGCAUUUAGGUUUUCAUAAUUGUAGCUAAUUGUACAUUGAGUGCAUGGUAUCAAUUUAUAGCAUUUUUUUAUUUCUGUAUUUUGACGAGCAAAAUGAUGGUAAAGUAUUAUCAGUUGACCAGAAAGUUGUUUCUCAGUCAUUACCACAAGUUUAUUGCUAUAAACAUAUGCACAUGUCAAUGCUAUAUCUAACUUGGUUUUAACUUGUAUUGUGUAUUUAUGUAGAAGUCAUAUUUAUUUUUCUUUGUGAGUCAUAAAAUUUCACCAGUUUAUUAUUUGAACAACAUAACUCUAGCAAAGAUACAUAAUUUAACGAGUCAUGCUAUUUUAGUCAUGCAAGUUUGCGGACUGUUCAAAAUAUCUAUGGUGGCCAGAAAAAAAUGUAAAAAAUAAUGCAAAUAAAUUUAAUUGAUAAUCUUGAAGAUAAAAUGGCACACAAGAAUACGGGUAGGACUACUCUUAAACUGUAUAAAAGUCAAAAGUCAGAUCUGAAAAUCCUUUGUGUCCUGUGUUCUUUGUCUGUGGUGUCUCUUGUGUAUUGUGUUUGUUUUUUGUACCGUGCACACCCCUGUAAUCUCUUCUCAGAGUGUUGGUGUGCAUGUCACAAUUUAUAAAUAAAUUCAUGAAAACAAUUCCUAUACUGCACAUAUUGCAGAUAUAUAAAUACUGAUAUGAGUUAAGUCUUUGUGAAUAACAGAGAUUACAGUUCAGUUUUGUUGCAAUGAGAAAUGCUGAAGUGAUUGUGUGUAAUGUUUGCUUACAAUUUUUUUUUAUUUAAAAAAUGACAAUGAUAAUACUUCUCGAUGUCAAUGAUGUAGGCAGUAAGUUGUGGCAAUGACUGUGAGUUUGUUGUGCUGAACUGAGCAUAAGUGUUGUCAUCAAUGAGGACUGUACUAAAGUAUGUGUUACACGGUGAAGAUAUCCACCAGAAGAAAAAAACAGGAAUUUAUUUUUAAAUGUGAAAUUAAAUAUACAUUUCUAAAAACAAAAACACACGUUGUAUUGUGUUAGGGGUUGAAGAUUUUCAUCAAAAACAGUAACAAGCAGUAAUUUUUUUACUUACAAUUUUGUAUUAUCUACAAGUUUUAUUUUAAUGAAAUGUUCUUUUGUAAAUAAAAGAAGAUCUAAAAA